AAAUAAACAGCCCGAGACCCAGGGAAGUUACGGACCCGAAGCCUGAGAGGAGUCGAAAAAAGUCUCCGUCGUUCCCUUGCAAACCCUAAAAAGUACAACCUUCCUGGCCUGCUUCAGAACUCUCUCGAACUUUCUCUGAUCUACCGAUUAUACCCUUCCACACUCUGUACUCCUCCCUAAUUCCCUUCAAUUCCAACCUUUUUCGCUUUCUUCAUUUCACUGGUUCCUUGUACUGGUAGUGAAGCGCGAGGUUUGAGUUGAAAAGAAGAAGAGGGGGGAGCUUCCAGCUUGUGCUUUCUUUUCUCUUGAUCUGAAAAAGCACCUCAGCAACUUUUCGAUUCCACGUUAGAGUUGAUGAUGGUACAUGUUUCAUGAAUCAUUAACCCAUGGAUCUUGAAGGCAAGAAAUUUGGAAAAGGACCAAGAGAACUUAGUGGUGCUGUUGAUCUUAUAAGUCACUAUAAGUUGUUGCCUCACCACGACUUCUUCUGCAAGAGACCUCUUCCUUUGUCAAUUUCAGACACACAUUAUCUUCAUAAUGUGGUGGGAGACACUGAAAUCAGAAAAGGAGAAGGGAUGCAGUUGGACCAGCUUAUUCAGAAUACAUCCCACAACAGAGACACUAAUGCCCGCAUACAGCCUUUUGACCUCGAUAUUCUUAAGGAAACUUUCCAGCUGAGAGAAACCACUCCUGUCGAAUUGCCAUCGAGUGAGAAAGGGAUUCCUACGAUAGCUGGGAAAUCAAAGAGUGAAGCCAAAGAUAAAGAAAGGAAGCAUAAAAAGCACAAAGACAGAGAUAAGGAGAAGGAUAAAGAGCAUAAGAAGCACAAGCACCGUCAUAAAGACAAAGAUCGAACUAAAGAUAAAGACAAGGACAAAAAGAAGGAUAGAAGUGGGCAUCAUGAUUCUGGUGCUGAUCACUCAAAAAAGCACCAUGAAAAGAAAAGGAAGCAUGAUGGAGAUGAAGAUCUUAAUGAUGUUCACAGACACAAAAAAAAAUUAAUUUGUUGCAGCAUAAAAGCUCAAAAAUUGAUGAAGUUGGUGCAAUUAAAGUAGCAGGCUGAAAUGGUGGCAUUCUAUAGUUCAUUUGUUGUUUCAGAUGGUUGUCAGAAUUUGGAAGGGUUUGCUUAAUGUUUUCUACAUUUCUUGAGAGUAGCUUGUAAACUGACUAAAGAAUGUGUAGAAGGUGAAUUCACCCAUUGAUGGAUAUUUCAUGCAAGGUAUAAGAUGCUGAAAAAUGGACUUUUUGUAUCAUAACAUUGGGCUAAUAUAAUUACUGGUAGCUUGCAAAACUUUGAUCUUUCUUUUUGUAGCACGUGGAUGACUCUGCAUGUACACAUUGGUGUAGUCUUGUGUCAUUUUAGAGGGUUAAAAGCCUAGUUCUGAAAUCCGUUUGAUUUAGGAAUUGCAGCUUUUGAUUGUCGAAAGAAUAGGUAGAUGGGGCUGUUGUAUUAAUUACCUCAGCCCUUUUUUGUCAUAACCAUGUCUAACGUCAAAUGGGUUUCUAAAAGGUUGUAAGGCACGUCUUUGUCACAUGGAUCCCUAGUUUCUUUCUUUUUCUUCUGGAAGGGGAAGGGGGUGGUAAAGUCAAUUGAAAGCCCCUUAUAAUUGGAUCGUCAA
This is a messenger RNA of Theobroma umbraticum, 1619 nucleotides long. The record is from RefSeq and is a predicted model, not a curated record. NCBI's taxonomy places the organism in Eukaryota, Viridiplantae, Streptophyta, Magnoliopsida, Malvales, Malvaceae.